Messenger RNA from Peronospora matthiolae, 1461 nucleotides. Lineage: Eukaryota; Oomycota; Peronosporomycetes; Peronosporales; Peronosporaceae. The record is from the annotation of a GenBank genome assembly.
AUGGAAGACGGGUUUCGGACAUCAAUUGCAGCGCGGAAGGAUCGAUUGUGUAAGUUAGUAUCAGGUUUCGCAGUUGCGCAACUUGGCGUCUCGGCUGCGCUGGCAACAACGACGUGUGUGAACUUGGUGUGGGCGGCUCUGCGGCGCUGCGUCAUGGCCCGUGGGCCUGUUGGGGACGCGAGUAUGCGCAAGCGAAGCAAGGAGAGAGACGGCUGUGUGAGGCAGCACGUUGGUUCGUGCGGGAGCGUCGUGCCGGGGAAGCGGCGACGGUCGGCGGCGGCGGCGUCCACUGAAGAGCCGAAGCUGACAGUUGGAGAGCCGAAGCUGACAGUUGAAGAGCAGGAGGUGACAGUUGAAGAGCAAACGACAACGGGAGGGGAGGAUGUGACAGUUAAAGAGCAGGAGAUGACAGUUGGAGAGCAUAAGUCAGGAGGUUGUGUGUUGGCGCAGGCAGUUGGGGAGCAGGUGCUGACAGUUGGGGAGCAAAAGGAUAGACUUGUGCAGGAGCACGUGUGUUUGCCAGACGGCGCACCUGAGCACGAGCUGUUUCUGGUGUCGAUCAAGACGAUGCAAGAACUGGAGGAGAGUGUCGACGUUGUAGCAGAAGCCAAAGAAGUGGAUGUGGUGCUGCAGCAGCGGCUUCAGCAGCAGCAGAUGACGACUGACGACGUUGACGUGGCGUGGGGCCACGAGUUCGCAGCGCUGGAUUCCCUUCGACGGUUUGCCAAGUGCCACCACGAUCAGGCGCGACGGCAGUUGGACAACGGUGUGCUGGUGAAGUUUGUACUGCCAGCAGCAUCGAAUUUGCGCUCGAUCAUGGCUAGAAACGCACUGCUGUGUGUACAGGAGCUUAUCCUUGGACUCAAGGCCGAGAUGACAGCGUACUACAAUGUUGUUGUGCCUGUUCUGCUGAACCGGGCUUGCUCUAAGAAGCAGUUUUUGAGGGAUCUGGCAAGAGAUGUGCUGGACACGGCGUUGCGAGCGGGAGCUGAUGAGGAGUUUCUGAACCCGCUGUUGUCUACGGCUACGACUGAAAAGAACGCGCAGAUUGUUGGCGUAGCUGGGGUGUACAUGAGCAAGUGUAUCGUCCGCAUGGACCACGCGCACUUGCAAACGUAUGUGCUUGAGACGCGAAGCUCAUUUUUCGACGAAAUGGCAAGCUUUCUUAAUUGUAAGGCUGUGGAGUGCAAGACAGCCACGCGCCGAAGCUGCCAGCAUACGCGCCGAGUCAUUGGGAACGAGGCGUUUAUAGCACUGGCCAAGGAAAAGCUGAAGGGUACAGCGCUAUCAGACAUGUUGAGGGCAUCAGAGACUCGCAAGUCAGCGGAGCCUGGCCAGACGAAAAUGAGUAUCCGAGAACGCGUGCUUCAGCUGAAGAAACAGCAACAGCAGCAGCAACAACGACAGCGAAGUGAGGGAAACGACGCGUUGGUCACUGUUGCUACCAGUCCACCGUUAUGA